Molecule: messenger RNA, 7320 nt
Organism: Phycodurus eques (leafy seadragon)
Lineage: Eukaryota; Metazoa; Chordata; Actinopteri; Syngnathiformes; Syngnathidae
Product: apoptosis-stimulating of p53 protein 1-like
Exons: 24
Coding region: 140-3400 (1086 amino acids)
Biological process (GO): regulation of apoptotic process
Cellular component (GO): nucleus
Molecular function (GO): p53 binding
Source: RefSeq, a predicted model, not a curated record
GAAGGGGAGCAGGAGUUUUGGGUUUUCCAUGCAUCUGCAGGUCUGCUGCAACUCGGAGCAAGAAGUCUGGGACACACAAGGAAGAAGCAGCGACGAGAAGGAGAAAGUUCUUUUCUCCAAGCAGCUGUGAGCAGCAGUAAUGUUGCCGGUGAUCCUUACAGUUUACCUCAACGACACCCAACAGAUGCUGACUGAGGUCCCGGUUACACCUGCAACCAGAGUUUUAGAUGUGGUGGAAUACUGCAAAGAGGCAGGCGAGGGGGAGUGUCACUUAGCUGAAAAAUGGAAUGGUCAUGAGCGAGUUCUCCCUCAGCAGUUGCUACUCCUGGACCUCCUUCAGCAGUGGGGUGCAAGGAGGCCAGAGGUCAGUUUCUACCUGCGACACUGUCCCUCCUUGCCACAAGGGAGUCAGCGGGCUUUGGACACAACUUGGACAGCAGAAGCAACAGAGAGCACUAACAACAGUGUUCCCCGUGUGGAGCUAACCCUCUCUGAGCUCCAGGAAAUGGCUACAAGACAACAGCAACAAAUAGAUGCUCAACAACAGAUGUUGGUUGCCAAGGAGCAAAGGCUGAGGUAUCUUCACCAGGGAGGCAGAUCCAAUCAGGGACAGACACAGUCUGAAUCUGAGAAGUUGCAGCGGCUGAAGGAGCGAGUGGAGACUCAGGAGACAAAGCUGAAGAAGAUUCGAGCCAUGAGAGGACAGGUGGACUACAGUAAACUGAUCAAUGGGAACCUCUCUGCAGAGAUUGACCAUGUUAGCAGCCUGUUUCAGGAGAAGCAGGCUGAGCUGCAGUCUGCUGUGACCCGAGUCGACCAGCUGACACAACAGCUGGAAGAUCUAAGGAAAGGACGCCUUCAGCUACAUUCUGUUGCAUCACAGCAGGGGGCACCCAACAGACCCCAGGGUGCACCCACUGGAAUGAAAGCAUCUCCACUCUCUGGUCCUGCUGCCUUAGAACUCAGGAAACUCUACCAAGAGCUGCAGGCUCGCAAUCGUCACAACCUGGAACAGAGUAGCAAGUUAGCACACAACAAGGAGCUGCUGAACAAGAGGAAUGCUCAGGUGACAGUGAUGGAUCAACGUAUUGGAGACCUUAGGGAGCGACUGCACAAGAAGAGAGCAGAAUUGAGCCGCAUGAAUGGAGGAGGCCCGUCUUCUCCUCAGAGCUCUACUCGUCCAAAUGGUGGCGUCUCAGGCCGAGUGGCAGCCGUCUGCCCCUACAUCCAAGCUCCAGCUGAAGGGGGACAGGAAGCAGGGUACAACAUGUCACCUGACACAUCCCCCAAACCCUCACAAAUCAGUCACAUCCGCUCCUUAUCAGACGAGGACAAGAGUGGCAUCAGGAAGCCUCCCAGCCAAUGGAAAGUGUCAGAUUUAGACAUCAUCCUUUCAGAGCCAAAUGUCUUAUGUGAGGGCCCUCAGUCUCGUCAGGGGGAAAAGAGUAACAACACCAGUGAAGCACCCUGGUCUACCAUUGGUAGAAAUGUGUCAAAUUUGAAGACCAACGAUCCAGAACAGCAUCUUCCUUCUGGUUAUGGCACCUACCCCAGCACCACACACCAAGCAGCAGGGCAUCACUGCUCCACCAGCUCCCUGCCUCGAUCUGCUCCUGGCACAUUGGGCUGGCUCAGAUCUAGCACUGCAAAUGCCACCUCGUCUUGUUCGACAUCCUCCUCCUCCUCUUCACAGCAAAUUCAACAGCGCAUUGCUGUCCCUCCAAAUUCAAACCAAAGCUCAGACAAUGGCUCCCAGUCUUCGUCCUUGCCACCGCAGAGUGAACGAGCAGAUCCCCCUCCAGCAGUGGCUGUACGUCCUUAUGUUCCUGAUCAUCCAUCCAGGCCCCAGUCUCCUAGAAAGGGGCCUGCUACAAUGAACAGCAGCUCCAUCUACAGCAUGUAUCUCCAGCAGCCUCAAGCUAAGAACUAUGGCUCACUCAGCAACAGGACUACUGUUAAAGCAGUCUAUGGGAAACCCAUUCUGCCCACCUCCUCCACAUCUCCAUCCCCUCUACCUUUUCUCCACGGAGAAGGAAUAAGGAUAGGAGAAGACCUGACAGACAAGGAAGGACUAAAAGGUGUUGGGGGAGGAGAGACCAACGAUGGGCAAAUCUUACCUACUUCGAGCGUGGAAAACAUCCCUCGUCCUCUGAGCCCUACUAAGCUCACUCCAGUUGCUCACUCUCAACUACGCUACCAAAACGAUGCUGACCUGGAAGUCCUCCGCCGUCGUCUCAGCAAUGCCCCACGACCCCUGAAGAAGCGGAGUUCGAUUACUGAACCUGAGGGCCCACAGGGGCCAAACAUUCAAAAAUUACUAUACCAGAGGUUUAACACUUUAGCUGGCGGCAUGGAAGGAGUGUCAGGCAAUACUUUCUACCAGCCUGAAUGCCUUUUGGGUGACAUGGACAACAUACAUUCAGCCGAGGGGAAUGUUGAACCUGGUGACAAGCAUGCCAGCUUGGCAACAGAGGAUGUGGAAGUUCAAAACUUAAACUUGGACUGCCUCCGCUUGUCACCUGCCGCUCCCACUGAGACGCCCACAACAGAAGAAAUGGCCAAGAAUGGGUCUCCAUCCCCACAAACCAACCUUCCCUCAACACCUGACGGGUCCGAACAUCAGAAUAAUAACAAUCAAAGCAGUUGUAGUUCGGCCGAGAGCAUGACAAUUCAGGCCUCCCCUUCACCAUCACCACCUGCCCCACCUUCAAAGCCAAAGGUUAAGCGAACCAACUUGAAAAAGCCAACAUCAGAGCGGACAGGCCAUGGGCUACGAGUCAAGUUUAACCCUCUUGCUCUGCUGCUUGAUGCGUCAUUAGAGGGAGAGUUUGAUCUGGUGCAGAGAAUUAUAUAUGAGGUGGAAAAUCCCAGUAUGCCAAAUGAUGAAGGCAUUACUCCACUUCACAAUGCUGUCUGUGCUGGCCACCACCACAUUGUGAAGUUUCUGUUGGACUUCGGAGUGAAUGUCAAUGCAGCAGACAGUGAUGGAUGGACCCCACUGCACUGUGCCGCUUCAUGUAACAGUGUCCACCUCUGUAAGAUGCUGGUAGAAUCAGGGGCAGCCAUUUUUGCCCAAACAAUCAGUGAUGUUGAAACAGCAGCAGACAAAUGUGAAGAAAUGGAAGAAGGUUACAGUCAGUGUUCUCAGUUCCUCUAUGGUGUGCAGGAGAAAUUGGGCGUGAUGAACAAAGGUUUGGUCUAUGCGCUCUGGGACUACACAGCCCAGCAAUCUGAUGAGCUUUCCUUCAGCGAGGGGGAUGCGCUCACCAUCCUGCGACGCCGUGACGACACCGAGAUAGAGUGGUGGUGGGCUCGACUCAAUGAUCGGGAGGGAUAUGUUCCCGGGAACUUGCUGGGGCUGUAUCCAAGGAUCAAACCCAGACAACGCUCACUGGCCUAGCCCACACCAGCAGUAUCGGGCAUAAUCAUAGGCAGGCAGAAAAGGAGAGAAGCAGCGUACGGUGGAUGGAAUGUGACGUGAAGCCGGAUGCUCAAUGAAAGAAGAGGGAAGGAACUUACUAUUCAAACAAAUAUAAUUUCAAAUGCAACACUCCCGCAAUUCUAACCACUUAGCAUAUGGAAUAAUUGUCCACAAAAUGAGCAAAAAAUAAAUGAAAAGGGUUCAGCGACAUGAGCGUUUCAGUUUAGAUGAGAAAACGUUCCACAUCUGUUCCUCAACACCGCAUGGUCUUAAAAUUAUUGGAUGCUGUUUCUUCGUAGAGAGUCAAUAUUUUGUCAUUUUAAAUCGACUUUAUUUUUGUAUGGUUUUAAUCUGCUCAGAAAUAUAAACAUCCAGGUGGCUUCUCUCAUUAUAAUCUCAUAACAGUAUGUUAUUGUAUGGUAUGUAACCUUUAAAUUUACAUGUAAUGGCAAAUGUACGACGGAAAGUUGGCAUGGACAAGCAAGCUGUGGAUGUGAUGAGUGCGAAUGUGAAGGGAGGGAGAAUACAAAUACAGUUUUUGAUCGGCUUCGUGAAAGUGACACAUUGUUGGUUCUGAAGUUGUCGAUGGCGUGGAAAAAAAAAAAAAAAAGUCUUCUCACUCAAGCAUGCACUGACGAAACACCGGCUUUGAAGUUUAUAUUAAAUAAAACUAGGUAAACCUUUGGCACGGUGGACAACUGCUUAGCACAUCUGCCACACAGUUCUGUGAACCCGGGUUCAAAUCCGGCCUUGCGUGUGUGGCGUUUGCAUGUUCUCCCCGUGCCUUGCGUGGGUUUUCUCCGCGUGCUCCGGAUCCCUUCCAGAUCCCACAAACAUGCAUGGUAGGUUAAUUGAAGACUCUAAAUUGCCCGUAGGUAUGAAUGUGAGAUGCGAAUGGUUGUUUGUCUAUAUGUGCCCUGCGAUAGGUGGGCGAUCAGUUCAGGGUGUACCCGGCCUCUCGUCCAGAGUUAGCUGUGAGGAGAAAGGGUACAGAAAAUGGAUGGAAUGGAUAGACAAAACUUUUUUUCUCAUUUUUAUGACGGAUUGUCGAAUACAUUUGAAUAAAUCACCCAUCCUACCCUGUCCAGUAUCAUGAAAUGCUCUAAUGCAGACUAUUGCAAUUUCAGUGAGCUCUGGACAUUCUAUCAUUUGGAACAGGAGUGAGGAACUCUCUGACUGAAUUCAUUUUAUGGCCAAAAUUGAGCUGACUUACUAAGCGCCACUGAGAAGUCAGAAAGGAAUCAACCACUAAAACAAAUUUGCUAGUACUUCUACAUAACCGUGUGCGUACGUAUAUAUAUAUAUAUAUGUGUGUGUGUGUGUGUGUGUGUAUAUACACACAGUGGGUACGGAAGAUAUUCAGACCCACUUAAAUGUUUCACUCUUUUUUAUAUUGCAGCCAUUUGCUAAAAUCAUUUAAGUUCAUUUUCCCCCCCCACAUUAAUGUACACACAGCACCCCAUAUUGACAGGGGAAAAAAACAGAGUUGUUGAUUUUUUUUUUGCAGAUUUAUUACAAAAGAAAAACUGAAAUAUCACACAGCCAUAAGUAUUCAGACCCUUUGCUCAGUAUUUCGUAGAAGCACCCUUUUGAGCUAAUACAGCCAUGAGUCUUUUUGGGAAUGAUGCAACAUGUGUUUCACACCUGAAUUUGCCAUUCCUCCUUGCAGAUCUGUCAGGUUCAAGACACCUAAAACACUUAACCUUAGUGGUUUCCCAUUUCCCAUUUACACUCUCAUUCAAACAGUUUUCAUUCACACUGGCUCGUCAGAGGACUCCGCCGUCCUGUACGGAAUUUAACUACGUCUGUCAACAGCUCGUUAGAGGACUCCGCCGUCCUAUUCGGAAUUUAACUACGACGCCACGAAACUUUCCUAGUUUCUUUAUUUGACCCGCCAUUGACUAGUAUUCACAGGGUUUUUCAGGUUUCGCAAACCUUUUCCUUAUUCAUUCAUACAUUUUGAAAUGAAAACUCAACUCACCCCUGUCUGUCUUCUCAGAGUACCGUCAACCUUCGGAUUCCAGCUGGCGGGCCGAUUUCAGUCCCGGAAAGGGUCUUUUGGACUCACUUUAAAUGGAGUCCGCCACGGCCAUGGUCUUUAUACUGCAAUCCACCCGCCCGCUGGAUUCGUCGGGUAUGUUGGUAUCCGGCUCGAAGGACCAAGUAAAUGGCAGGUUCAAGACACCUAAAACACUGAGUUUUGAGUUCUGAGUUCACUCUGCCGGAUUCUCUCUUUUUAUUACUUUAGGGCAGUUCCCUUGUUACAUAUGAGUUACAACGUCAAAAAGGUGGGGGCAUACAUGCUUGUUGAUCAGCACAUAACACUCUUUGUUGUGGUUGAGACAGUAGAAGAAUUAUAUACUUCUUAUCAAGACACAGAAAGACUCCUCUCAAAUUUGUCCUUGCACAUGCAAGCACAUGACUCAUCCUGUGGGAGAAAACGUUGCACGCAGUGAUAAAACAUUUCUCUAACUAGAAGUAAGCAGAAAAGCACAACACAUGAUAACUUAUUUACAUUAUUCCAUCAAGAUCCUCUCCAGUUCUGACAGGUUGGAUGGUGAAAAUUGGUGGAUAGCCAUUUUCAGGUCUCUCCUGGAAAUGCUCAAUCGGGUUUAAGUCAAGGCUAUUCAAGAACAGUCACAGAGUUGUUCUCAAGCCACUCCUUCGUUAUUUUAGCUGUGUGCUUAGCGUCAUUGCCUUGUUGGAAGGUGAACCUUUGGCCCAGUCUGAGGUCCUGAGUAUUCUGGAGAAGGUUUUCGUCCAGGAUAUCCCUGUCCUUGGCUGCAUUCAUCUUUUCUUCCAUUGCAACCAGUCGUCCUGUCCCUGCAGCUGAAAAACACCCCCACAGCAUGAUGCUGCCACCACCAUGCUUCACUGUUGGGACUGUAUUCGACAGGUGAUGAGCAGUGCCUGGGUUUCUCCACACAUGUCACUUAGAAUUAAGGACAACAAUUUCGAUCUUGGUCUCAUCAGACUAAAUCUUAUUUCUCACCAUCUUGGAAUCCUUCAGGUGUUUUUUUAGCUAACUCCAUGCGGGCUUUCAUGUGUCUUGCACUGAGGAGAGGCUUCCGUCGGGCCACUCUGCCAUAAAGCCCCGACCCCACAGUGAUCUUUGGGUUCUUCUUUACCUCUCUCAUCAAGGCUUUUCUCCCCCGAUUGAUCAGUGUGGCCAGACGGCCAGCUCGAGGAAGGGUUCUGGUGGUCCCAAACGUCUUCCAUUUAAGGAUUAUGGAGGCCACUGUGCUCUUAGGAACUUUAAGUGUAGCAGAAUUUAUUUUGUAACCUUGGCCAAUACUUAUGGUUGUGUGAUAUUUCAGUUUUUACUUUUUUUUUUUUUAAAUCUGCAAAACUUUCAACAAUUCUGUAAUUUUUCUGUCAAUAUGGGGUGCUGUGUACAUUAAUGAGGGAAAAAAUGAAGUUAAGUGAUUUUUGCAAAUGGCUGCAAUAUAACAAAGAGUGAAAAAUUUAAGGGGGUCUGAAUACUUUCCGUACCCAAUGUGUGUAUAUGUGUCUCUAUAUAUAUAUAUAUAUAUAUAUAUAUAUAUAUAUAUAUAUAUACACACGUGCGCGUGUGUGUGUACACACACGUACAUAUAUUUUCAUGCACUGAACUCAAAGGUGUGUAUUUGUGUGUGUGUGUGUGUGUGUGUGUGUGUGUGAAAAGUUGCUAAAUGAUUAAAUGUGAAAACAGCUCCAAUUCAAUUCACUUUUUCUCAUCAAUUAUAUGGAAUUCAUUGUUGAGUUUAUUAAAAAAUAUAUAUUAUUGUACCAAACUUGUGUCAAGAAUGUAUUGCUCACAUACGGUUGCCACACAAUGUUCAUUUAGGAUUUGACCCCGAACAACAAUUCCUUGUGUAUAAGAACAAUAAAUACAACAUGAUGUGCAUACUGUAAUCUGA